Coprinopsis cinerea okayama7#130 is the source of this 1653-nucleotide messenger RNA. RefSeq lists its product as hypothetical. NCBI's taxonomy places the organism in Eukaryota, Fungi, Basidiomycota, Agaricomycetes, Agaricales, Psathyrellaceae. The transcript is spliced from 7 exons. Bases 1 to 1653 code for a protein of 550 amino acids. The record is from RefSeq and is a predicted model, not a curated record.
AUGUCCAUCAUUCCAGCCAUCAAACCGGAUAUCCCUGGCUCAUCCUCUGAUCUCGCGCAAGAACCCCUUCAACCAGCUGGCCAAAGUCGCUGGAUCUAUUGCACCAAAGUCUUUAUUUCUAUUCUUCUGUCUUUUAUUCUCUACUCUGCUGCAUCUAACCUGGAGCGGUGGGAGGCGUUUCGGUCUUGGCUAGUUCAAGAUAUCUAUGGUUCUGUUGUUCCGGAAAAGAAAAUCUCGCCGGUAUACGACCCCAUCCCGCCCGGUAUUGAACUCGGGGAAUGUAUCAAAUGGGAUGAUUAUUCCGACGUUCAUGAAGUAUCUUCGAUUAGUGUCAGCCUCAGUCUCGACGAUUCUGCGCGGGACCUUCUAUUCGUUUCUCGAGGACAGCUUGCCUCUGGGACUUUCCGCCUUACGCAGUCGAACACAGGAAACCGGAUCAACGUAAACGCAACAGUAUCGACCAGCCUGGAGUACAAAGACAUCAAGAUUUGCAAAGUUGUUCGCGAGGAUGGUGCUGUUGGUGUAGGGAUAUUCGCACCGUCCAACAGCGCGCCUCGGUACUCUCCCUGCAAUGUCCCACCGAACAUAUCGUUCAACGUGGACCUCCCGAUGUCCAUGUCGUCUUUGAACUCCCUGGAAACCGACCUUCCUCGUUUUCGUCAAUCGCUAACGGACCUCACGCAAGAGAUGUUCUUCCACAAGCUUAAGCUCCAGUCAGCCUCAUAUCAGCCCAUCUCUGUCGAGUCAACCAGUGGAGAGAACAUAAAAAUCAAGACUCAAGGGGGUGUAUCCGGCCGGUUCACCGCAAACUCUUCGUUUAGCGUCGAAGGCGAGGCCGAAGAUAUUGAUGUCGAGCUGAACCUCGUCAACGACGAUAUCGAUCGACCCACCCUUGCCAGGGUGAAGGGUGUACAGAGGUCCUGCUGGGGAUGUCAACCAGUGCUGCGGGAAAUCUCCGAAUUGCCAGAGCAGAAGACCAUGAAGAUCUCUACUAACCUGACCAUCCCGGAUAACCGAGGGGGCGCCUUUGACAUCGCCGCGACUUCACCUCAUAGCUUCUCAAUCAAAGUCGGCGACGCACCUUUGGACUCUGUCAUCAACAUCGCAGCAGGCAUCGUUGGUGACAACGUUACCAGCGGCUGGGGUGACUUGGAGUUUAGCGAUGCCGUUGAAGACCCUUCUGGACGGAACACUGGCAGGAUGCGCCAGUUGAGGCUUUACGAGGCCCAUCGACGCGGUGUACGCGGUUCGACAUGGUGGUCGGAGGAAACGAAAUCGAGGGGUAAUGUGUCUCUGAUAGUCGAUCGGGGAAUCGGAAACCUUGGGCACGACUGCGGAUCGAACUCUCGGAUAACACGUGAGAAAAUCCAAAGGCGGGCCCGUGCCGAAGCUCCGGCACAAUGGGGCCAAGGUUUUCGGUGUUCUUCAUUUGCCUCUCACCUCCACCUUCUGCGCCCAGAUCAAGCCCAAGUGCUGCUGUUUUCAUGGAAGGCUGGUGCUCUCCAAUGGAACCGGGUUAAAAUGACGGCACCAAACACCAAUGCGGGUCCUGGGUCUAGAAUAAGCAUCAAAGUAGGCGUCAUCGAAAUUGCAGGGAAUUCCAACAAAUUACGCAGGCGUGCACAUUUGGAAAUCAUCUUCAAGACCUCCUAA